CGCUCAGUGCUGUGACUGAGAGGAAGAGCUGCGAGUUUUGCGAGUUUAUCUCCUCUUCAAGAGGGCACCGAGUGUGUCCCUUUCUUCCCAGACGCAGCCCCGCCCUUAAAAGCCAUUUCAAUCACCAUUAAUCACCCCGAAUUGUGCUUGUGUAGACAAACAUCGCAGCUGGUGUUCGAGAUAGUAACUACUUUGAAUCAUCUUAAAGAAAAGUCCCCUGUCUUCAAAGCGAAUAUUGCUUGAAUAGAACCGAUAUUAACGUGAUUGACAAGUUACAACAUAUAUUCAAGAGGAUUUGAGUUUUAGGUGCUUUCCAAUACGUAAGAAAAUCUAUUGUGUAACAGCUGGCCUGAUAGAUCUUGUGACGGCUCGGCGCUGAUACAGUCCUCUUGAAAAUGUAUAAUUAAAGGUAUUGUGGAAAUAUUAAUAUUGACAGAACCCGAUUUCUGGGUUUUAAGACGACGAUUGCACAGUGGAAUAGCUGCCUUCUGCAAGAUGAUUUGCAGCACGAAGAGUUAAUGCAUUGAAGGUGUGUGGGAAGCUAACGUCCUUCACCUGUGUACUGAGGAGCCCCUUCACCUGUGUACUGAGGAGCCCCUCAUCUAUGCAACAGAAAGCCUCACCACUGACAUCACCUCUGCUCCAGGAAACAUCGAACCCUGCUUCACUUGUGCGCAGAUACACUCGCUAAGCUUAGCCUGUGCACAGGAAAACUGUCUCGGCUUCACCUGAGCAACACACAUUCAAUUCCCUUCCCACUCGUCAAUUUACUGCUCAACUAAUUAAAUAUAAUCAAAUCCUAACUCAAUCUGUUCCAUCAAGCUGCGUAUUAAAGAAGCAUCUUGCUGAACAAAUCCACAAGGGCUGUGACGAGGAUUCGAACCUGCGUCCGGGAGCAUCCCAGACACUGCCUUAAUCGACUGAGCUACGACAGGGUUAAAAGGGUUGAAACCGAAGUUCUACUGAACUUACUGGAUCCCGUAGCCUCUCCGAGGCACAAACCAGGCUUUUACACAACCUGUGUGUGAAGCAUCUUGCUCUCUAUUUCCCCAACCAUAAAGAAAUCAUUUAAAACCAAACAAAACCAUCUCUUCCGAUUUGGAGGAUUUUGUAGUCAUCUUCUUGUAUAGUUAAAAGCUGUAUUAUGCGGGACAAUCAUGGAAGAUGGACUUUACGUAGAUCUAACAAAUAGGUGACAAACAAUAUUGCAUAAGAACCUUGCAAUACAUACGCAUGUAUCGUACGCCUGGCAGGGAACAAACUCGUUCUCUACUCUGGUUGAAAUUGCAAAGAUUCGCGGCAGUGGAGGCAAGUCUUUAAUAUUAUCAAGUGUUGGGGAUUUUUCAGUGAUACUGCUCUUCCCAGGUCAUUGCCAUGGACCUGUACCAUUUUCGUGACCUGUCGGAUCCAGCCAGGUCACUCUCGUUAGUGUAAUGCUGACCUUUUGACCCCAGUGAGUCAAACUAUGAUCCAGUGAUAGUGAUUUUUGACCAAAUGAAUCGAGCAAGUCAAGCUGUGACCCAUGCACCUGAUCGAGGGAGAGCUGCGAGAUAACGUCAUUACCCCAAUGCUGACUUGUCCUGACCUUAGAGACCUGUUGUUGAUAACGAAGCCACGGUCCAGGAGACCAACCAACGCUCAUGACGAAUAACGGACCAGCCUCCAGCAUGAAGUCUUUUGUGAACUGGAUCAUAUUAUUUUCUCUAGCCAGAAUAGUGUCGGUGCAAGAGCCUGUCACCUCAACCACUACAGCUACCACCAUCCCUACCACCACCACUACAACCACCACAACCACCACUGCUGAAUACACAUCAAAUACCAAGAGAGUUGUAGUCACCAUUGACUCUUCAACCGAGGGCUCGGCCCCGACCACCACUGCAGCAGCGAAGGAGCCUACCCAAGACGCCAUACCUACAGGACACUUCCGCCAACGCCUCUACUUCUCCGCCAUAAGGAGUACAUCCCCUGCUCCUCCAUCAGUUUUCCUUCCUUCUCCUUCCUCGAUAUCUCCAUCUUUCUCAUCCUCUUCCUUCUUCUCAUUCUACUCUUCCUCGUCUUAUUCCUCUCCAUCUUCUCUGCGGCCGCCGCCAGCGCCAAUCAGAAUCGAGCGGACUAUUCCUUCGACAGCGCCACCCCCGCCGUACUUCGAUCCGUCAGCGGCUACAAACGUAUCUGCGCAGCUAGGGACGCAGGCGUUCCUGCCUUGUAGGAUCAGGAACCUCGGCAACCAGUCGAUAUCUUGGAUCAGGAGCCGGGACUCCCACAUCUUGACGGUGGACCGAUACACCUUCAUCGCUGACCAGAGGUUUCAGGCGUGGCAUGAAGCAGAUUCUGAGACCUGGACCCUGCAAGUCAAGUACGUCCAGGAGAGAGACGCCGGCCGGUACGAAUGUCAGGUGUCUACCGAACCCAAGAUGAGCCACUUCGUUCAUUUCCACGUCGUUACGCCCCUAGUGAAGGUUCCUGGAGGUCCGGACAUGUACGUAAAGAGUGGAAGUACUGUGACUAUCAAGUGCAUUAUCACCGCUGCACUCCACCAGCCUGAGUACAUCUUCUGGUACCAGGGCAAGGAACGGGUAGUGGCGGACGAGGUCACGGGCAGAGGUCGACAGGUGUUCUUGGAGCGUGUCUCAGAAGAUACCACUGUAGGCACGCUACUGAUACCAACGGCUUCCCCAAGAGACCAGGGGGCCUACACCUGUGCCCCGUCCACGCUCCCAAACGCAUCUGUCACACUGCAUGUUCUUAAUGCAGGAGAACACCCAGCAGCAAUGCACCACGGUGGGAGUCCCCACCCACGGCCAUCAACUUCCUGCACCCUGCUGCUAUCCUGCUUGAUGGCCACUUGGCUGAUAGCAGGAGCAGCAGCAGGCACCCUCCACCCUCCCCUGCUGCUCAUCUCUCUCCCUAGGUGAUCCAAACACCGCCCACCUCGCCCACCACGCCCACGGGCGCCCCCAACCUCCUGAAAGGUGGCUCAACCCAAGGACAAGCCGAUAUCGAAGCUACAGACGGUCCCACGAUAACGAUAUCACAGAUAUCGACGGUAUUACAAUACGUAUAUAUCAUGCUGAUUCUGGCUCUGGUGGACCCGUUAUAUCAAAGGCACUGUGGGUGCCUAAGACCUCUCCCUCUCUCACCAAAUUAGACAAUAUAUAUUUUUAUAUUAUUCUCAAAUUAUACGAGUCGUUCGUUAUCGUACUGAAUAUAAUUAGAUGACGUUGUUGUUAUAGGGAGUCGUUAGUCUGACGUCAC
Messenger RNA from Procambarus clarkii (red swamp crayfish), 3255 nucleotides. RefSeq names its product mucin-17. Gene Ontology annotation, biological process: synapse organization. Gene Ontology annotation, cellular component: neuron projection membrane. The record is from RefSeq and is a predicted model, not a curated record. Lineage: Eukaryota; Metazoa; Arthropoda; Malacostraca; Decapoda; Cambaridae.